Molecule: messenger RNA, 1928 nt
Organism: Owenia fusiformis
Lineage: Eukaryota; Metazoa; Annelida; Polychaeta; Sabellida; Oweniidae
Source: the annotation of a GenBank genome assembly
CGCCUUUGUUUUGAUUAGACGCACAUCGGUGAAGGUGAGACUGAUUUAAACAUAUUCACAACUCGAUUGAGCAAUAGUUAGGCAAAUCUUUCAACAAAUUGUAUUUGAAAGAUGGCGCUUGGUAUCGCCGUUUUGUUCUUGACUGCGGUUGCGCACUCAGCAUUGGGUCGAGAGCCUUUGCCAGAUAGAGAAACUCUCACCAAACUCCUCGAUGAAAUAGACAAUGCAGCGGUUUCUAUGGCACCUUGUGGGAAUCCUGCCCCGGGCCUGCUGAAGAUACGUCACGGGUAUGAUUUGGGAUACAUGGACCAAUUACCGCUGUUUGUUGGAGAAAAUGACGGAACUAAAAGAGUCGCCUUGGAUUUCACCUGUACUGAAGGCAAAAAAUGGCAGAAUCCUUACAAUGGCAUCCAGUACGACCUACCGGAUCAGAUCACAAACAUGGUUAGCUUGCCCAGAGGUAUAAUGCAGUUUGACACUUACCUCUGGAAGGACUACAACGAAAUCAAACGUGAUUGGUCGUCAAAUACUGGUUUAGACAUAAUGGACGGUGCAUUUGGGUUCAGUUCCUCAUAUAGCAGGAUGCAUCACUCCAUAACAGCACAGAAGAAGUUUGUAGAAGAUGUCACCAGUUUUGUAUCUGGAUUCAGAGCGGACUACAAACCACCAUGGGAACUUAAGCUUAACGCUGGUGCUCAAGCAUUCAUCGACAGAUUCCUUCCUAACACAUAUGAAGAGGAUAUGGACGCUUGGGAUGAAUUUAUCAACUAUUAUGGAACUCAUUACUACGAGCAAGGCAACUUUGGAGGCUUGUUAAAGAUGACGAUGGAGACAGAGAAAGAGCUCGUGUUCCAAAUGGGAGAAACGACAACCAAGCAAAAUGCUGAGGCAUGGUUCAAGUUGUGGAUUGGAGUUCUCGGCGCUCACACUGACACAACAGUGAGAGUUGAUGCCAGAUUCAGAAACAGAACGAGUGUUACACAAAGAUAUUUCGGCGGUCAGGGGAAUUUACUUGACCGUCAGUUCUACAGUAAAUGGGUGCCAACAAUUGCUACGAAUCCUUGGUUGUUUGCUGGUGACCUCAAGCCUUUGUCUCUUAUGUUCCCACAAGCCAAGGCUGCCGGUAUGAACCGAGCUACACAGGUAGCCUUGAAUAAAGCCAGAGUAAACGAAAUGAAAACUGCCAUCAAUGCUUACAUCGAGGAUCUACAAAAUAUGGGAUUUACUGGACUUUGGUCAUUUUACUGCAAUGGGACACGACCAGAUGCUCAAUGUGAUAUAUUGGAUAUGAUAAUAAUAACGGUUGGAUGUAGGGUUCACGGUUGUAGAUGGUCUAACUGGCCCGAUCGCCGAGAUCAAUAUGUCCGUGAAGCUCAAGCUAUUCUCCCUAGAAUAACAGCAGAGGAGGCAAGGAAGGGUCGCAAUGAUGCUGGUGUUGCUACCUUGGGACGUCGUGUGCGAUCUAUUCUGUUGAAGAUGAAUACAAGAUCUCCGUAUGACACCAAAACGCUCAUGCGAACUACACAAGUCUGUUACUGUCCCCGCGGAUCCAGAUGCCGCUGUGGAGUCAAUGCACCUGGUGCAACUGUUAAAGCACCCAGACCAUUUUUCACCAAUUGGCCAGCAAGAUAAAAAAAAAACAGACCAUAAAACACAGUAAUAAGCAAACAGUGCUACGGUAUAUUUGUUCCUUGGUUACUAAAAUAAAGUUGAAUUAAGCAUUAAAUUGAUUUUGUUUUCACACUCUUCUUGUACAUAUUUUGUGUAUGAACAUAAUUUUCGUAUGUGAUGUCGAAGGGUUUAGAAAUGAAAAGGGGUUUCCAUAGGUGACCAUCAAAUUGCAAUUAAUGAGUUGAUAUACAUAUCCCACACACUAAUUAGUCACAAACUUUAAAUCAUCAUGAAAUUUCAUCUGGACAAACUAGAAG